Molecule: messenger RNA, 1212 nt
Organism: Theileria parva strain Muguga
Lineage: Eukaryota; Apicomplexa; Aconoidasida; Piroplasmida; Theileriidae
Gene: HTATSF1
Product: RNA recognition motif family protein
Exons: 13
Coding region: 1-1212 (403 amino acids)
Biological process (GO): mRNA splicing, via spliceosome
Cellular component (GO): U2 snRNP; U2-type spliceosomal complex
Molecular function (GO): RNA binding
Source: RefSeq, a predicted model, not a curated record
AUGACUGAUACAUCAAAAACAGAUGAUAAUUCAAGUGCUCCAAACACUGCUAAGUGGUACGUCCAUGCUGGCGAAAACGAUAUCCGCGGACCUUGCGACACUGAGUCUCUAAAAUCACUUUUAAAAUCAGCCUUUAUUGAUGGGUGUACCAACGUGUGGUGUGAAGGUAUGAAGUCAUGGGAACCUAUUUCAUCCUGCAGUGAACUUAAGGAAUUCUUAAUAGAGUCCGAACAUAAAGAAAAUUUCGAAGAACACGAUGAAGAUAACUCUCUAGAAGGAGCUGUAUUGACCGAGGAAGACGAGGCCAAGAAGCGCAAGAGGGAGAAGAAAAAACUAUAUCUUAAGAGGAAGAAACAGAGGAUGGACUCAGGCGAAAUCGCAGGAUCACUGAAAAGUCACACUGUCUAUGUAUCCGGACUACCCAAGGACACAACUCUCUCUGAGGUUGCAGAGGUUUUUAAAAAGGCUGGGAUCAUCAAAAUUGACCCACAUACAACCCUCCCUAAAAUUAAACUAUACACUGACGAGAACGGGGAACUAAAGUCUGAUGGAACCGUUACUUUUGUCAACAAGGAGUCAAUUGACCUUGCAAUUAGAUACCUGGACAACUAUCACUUUAGAGACAACUGUGUUAUUCAUGUGGAACAGGCUAAAUUUGAACCUAAACCAACUCAAGCUAAGCCCAUUCCACCAUCAAUUAAAUCUGAGCUAAGGAAGAAGUACCUUGCUGCUAAAUAUGAAGAAAGGAGACUUCAAGGCUGGUCUGACACAUUGGAUGAUGGAACCGGCAGGCGUAUCGUAAUUUCAAAGCCCAUGUUCUCCAUGGAAGACGCAAUGAAAUACGAGACUGGAGACUUGUUUUAUGAGGAACUUAAGGAGGAGAUUCUUUCUGAAAUCAAGAAAUACGUUGAAGUGGAAAAGGUCACUCCCAUUCCUCGCCAUCCCCAAGGGAUUGUUUGCAUAAAGUUUAAGAACUCUUCAGACGCUGAGGUUUUCAUUUCGAAAUUCAACGGCAGAAUGUUUGAUGGGAGAGAACUUGAGGUCUACUUCUUUGACGGGAAGACUGAUCUCCAAGCCCAGACAAUCCCAAGCAAGAAACUUAAAAAACCGCCAAUGGAAACUGAAUUGAAAGGGGAAGAAGACGAUGAUGUAAAAUGUGAUUGGGUUGAAGAACAAAGCAGUGAUGAGGAAUUUGAGAUUAAAACAGAAUAA